UCCGCUGAUGAUCUCCAUUGAUCAGGACCGAGGAAGGCGGAUCCUCUGACGUCGCCGUCAAGCUGCUCGGCUGCGUCAGCUGAGCCAACGAAGAAGGAAACGAGGAAUAAAAGGGAGAGAGGUUCGGAAAGGCCGGGGAGAACGGACCCAGAGAGUCGGGGAGACAGACCUGUUGUCGAGCACACUGCGGACAGACAGACGGACGGACGGACAUGGAGGGCAGCACGGAGGAAGAGUACAAGGAGAAAUUAUUAUGGAACGUCAAACGAGAGGUGAAGCAGAUUAUGGAAGAGGCAGUGACUAAGAAAUUUGUCCAUGAAGACAGCAGCCACAUCAUUGCUCUGUGCACUGCCAUUGAGGCCUGCCUGGGUCAUCUGUUGAAGAGACGGGCAGCUGGGUUUCUCCGCAGCGACAAGAUCGCAGCCCUGUUCACCAAAGUUGGCAAAGUCUACGACACCGCCAGCGAAGUUUGCCGUAAAGUACAAGAGCAGCUCCAGCAGCAGUCUGAACUCACCAGGAGAACCCAGAGCGUGGGCCAUGAACCUCUGAGGAGACAGGGCUCCUCCACCACCAACCGCCCCCCUCAGCCCCUCUCUGCCCAGGCCAUCAAACACAUCUGGGUCCGCACGGCUCUCUUUGAGAAAGUUCUGGAUAAAAUAGUUCAGUACAUCGUGGACAACUCCAGUAAAUACUAUGAGAGGGAAGCUCUGAUGCAUGACUCAGUCUUCGGGCCCAUCUUGGCAGCUCUGCUAGUGGGGCCCUGUGCUCUGGAGUACACCAAGCUGAAGACGUCAGAUCAUUUCUGGACAGACCCUUCAGCCAACGAGCUGGUUCAGCGCCACCGUAUCCACGGGGCCCACCGGGGCCAAGAUGUCUCCGCCGGACGCCGGCCUGCUCUGGGGAUUCGCAAGAGGCAGUCCAGUGGCAGCAUGUCAGAGGACAGGUUUGCUGCGUCAGCGAGGGAGUAUGUGGAGUCUCUUCAUCAAAACUCCAGAACACACCUUCUCUACGGCAAAAACAACGUCCUCGUGCAACCGAAGAAGGACAUGGAGGUGUUGCGGGGUUACUUGUCGCUUCACCAGGCUGGGGAUAACCUCACCCUGAAGUGGACGCCCAAUCAGCUCAUCAACGGCACGCUGGGAGACUGUGACCUAGAGAAGAGUAUCUAUUGGGACUAUGCACUGACUGUUCCUCUGCGCCAGAUAGUCUGCAUUCACUGUCACCAGCGCCCUGAUUGUGGGGGGACGCUGGUUCUGGUCAGUCAGGAUGGGAUCCAGCGGCCGCCCCUGCACUUCCCCCCUGGUGGUCACCUCCUGGCCUUUCUCUCCUGUCUGGAAACAGGCCUACUACCACGGGGUCAACUGGAACCCCCCCUCUGGUCCCAGAAAGGCAAGGGAAAAGUGUUCCCUAAACUGAGGAAGAGGAGCAGUACAGCCAGGCUUAUUGACCAGGACAGGAGUGAUGAGGAGCAAACAGCUGCUGACUACGUGUUUCGCAUCGUCUACCCUGGAUACCGAUAUGAUGCCACAGUCACUAUAAACUACCACCACACCACGGGCAGCCGCGCUCCGUCGCUGGACGAUGACGAGGAAGAGGAAGAUAGACUCCAUGCUAUGAUCUCAAUGAUCUGCUCGCGGAACCUCACAGACCCUAAUGUCAUGAAAGACCACGGGGAGAUGAUGGAGAUGCAGGGUUUCGGAGGCAGCCCGUCGUCGUGGCAACAGGCCGAAGUAACCACUCAUGAGUCUCUGUGCCAGUCCUGCUCCAUGGCCGGUAGCAACGUGUCAUUCGACUACCCAGCUGGCUGUACCUGCAUACAUGACCCAUCCGAUAUUCACACUGUUCCUCUUAAGAUGCUCUGCCAGAACAUGAAGAGGCAGAUCGUCUCCAGAGCCUUCUAUGGAUGGCUGGCCUACUGUCGACACCUGUCCACAGUGCGGACUCACCUGUCAGCUCUGGUCAACCACAACAUCGUCCCCCCAGACAGACCCUGUGAGGCGUCUGGGGGUCUCAGCAAAGAGGUGUGGAGCAAGUACCAGAAAGACUGCAAGAACUAUAAGGAGCUGGAGCUGCUCCGGCUGGUUUAUUAUGGGGGAGUGCAGCACGAAAUCAGGAAGGAGGUGUGGCCUUUCCUGCUGGGACACUACAAGUUUGGCAUGGGCAAAAAGGACAUGAGCCAGAUUGAUGCAAAGAUCAGUGAGCGCUACCAGCAGGUGAUGCGGGAGUGGAAGGCCUGCGAGGUGAUCGUGAAGCAGAGAGAGAAGGAGAUGCAGUCGGCCAUCUUCGCCAAGCUCUCUUCAGGCAGCAGCAUCGACAGCCACGUCCUGCGACUCGUGCACAGAGACUCCACACUCAGCAAUGAGGUGUUCAUGUCUGUGGAUGAGCCAGAUGCAAGCAGCCAGGAGACCCCCAGUGGAGAGGACAGCACUCCCACCAUGACCACCGUGGCCCCCCCCGCUGCCCUCCCCCCUGAGGAGCGUCCUCUGGUAGAGUUUGACUCCCCUGACUCGGGUCUACCGUCCUCCAGAAACUACUCUGUGACCUCUGCUCACUCCCAGAUCCUGUCCAGCAUAGAUGACGGUCAGAGCACAGAGGAGGAAGGAGGGGGCACUGAGGAGGGCAGGACUCUGGGGGGACGUCAGGACUCUCUGACUGAAGACAGGCUGUGCAGUCAGCUGGACAAACUGGUGACCAAUGGAGCAGCUGCUGAGGGGACGUCUCCUUCUCUGUCCUCUUACACAAUUGAGCUGUUGGAUACAGUCGCCCUCAAUCUUCACAGAAUAGACAAAGACGUGCAGCGCUGCGACCGCAACUAUUAUUACUUUACUACAGGCAACCUGGAGAAACUACGUAACAUCAUGUGCAGCUAUGUGUGGGAGCAUUUAGAGAUGGGCUAUGUUCAGGGCAUGUGUGACCUGCUUGCUCCACUCAUGGUCAUUCUGGAUGAUGAGUGCCUGGCGUACAGCUGUUUCACUCAGCUAAUGAAGAGGAUGAGUCAGAACUUCCCUAAUGGUGGAGCCAUGGACACACACUUUGCCAACAUGAGGUCACUAAUCCAGAUUCUGGACUCGGAGCUGUUUGAGCUGAUGCAGCAGAAUGGAGACUACACUCACUUCUACUUCUGUUAUCGCUGGUUCCUGCUGGACUUUAAGAGAGAGCUCCUGUAUGAGGACGUGUUUGCGGUGUGGGAGGUGAUCUGGGUGGCGCCCAGGAUUUCCUCGCAGCACUUUGUCCUCUUCCUGGCCUUGGCACUGGUUACAGUUUACCGUGAGAUCAUCAUGGACAACAACAUGGACUUCACCGACAUAAUUAAGUUCUUUAAUGAGAUGGCUGAGCGUCAUGAUGUCCAGCACAUCUUGAAGAUAGCACGUGAGCUGGUGCACAAAGUCCAGUCUCUGAUGGACAACAAAUGACUGUAGUGGAAGAAGGAGAGAAGGAGGAGUAAGAGGAUCCAAAGGGAGAAAUUGUCCGACCCCUCUGGAAACUCCUCUCCUCCCUCAAAGACAGAGUGCUGGUCGACCUCCACCCAUCCAGAGAGGAGUCCAAGUGUCCCCCUCCCAGAUGAAGGCCGUGGGCAGCAGCACCUGGCUCUGGAGCUCCUCCCAGAUCUGUUUACAUCCACCUUUACAUGGAAUGCUCAUGGUGUCUGUUCAGACAUGUGGAUUUGUCUGCAUGCUUGUGAGUUUGAUCACACUGUGAACGCAUUCUUGAGUCUCCCUCGUCCUACAGAGUUUGUGUGCGUGCAUGAAAUCACACAUACGUACACUCCAUUUUGGCUCUAUCAAUACUCCAGUUUUCUAGAGUCGCACUUUUUUCCUUGACUCUGAAACAGAACCUGUUGGAUGCCUGUCAGGGAGACCAAAGUGGUCUCAGAGGUUGGCAGAUGUUUUCCUUGCUGCAGUGCCACCGGAGGCCAGCAGAGUGCAGGAUUUACACCCAACAGAGGAGCAGAAGACUUAGCCACGAAGACGUUUUCAUUAGUGACCAAAUGGACUGUGCCAACUACAUUUUCAUGAGUGUUUUCUACAACAAGCAUGUGUGUUUUUACCCCCCUGUCCUUUUUUCUUUUUUUUUCUAGAAAUUCAUUAUGACACAAAUGCUGCCUUUACCAGUAACGGCCCAAGGUACUUAGUUGCACUUUUCGUGAGAGUUCCCUCCAUGGUGCCUGUGAAGGCCUUCCUCAUUGGCCGGAGGCAUCACCAGAGGCCAAACUGUUGAGAAACUCAGGAUGAACUGGAGCCAACUUUUCUGAACACGUCAGUCAGUGUUUAAAGCAUGUUUCACCCUCAUUCCAAAGCAGCAGAUAAAAGAGCAGCAGAGCACAACAGUAAAGGCAAAAGCACACAGGCCUGCCUCCUGACUGAAACUAAACUAGUGCCAUGAUUGUCAGGAGUGCAGCUCCCUCCAUCAGCAGUAUGACGAGUUUAUCUGCUGUAAUUACAUGCAUAUUACAGGAGUAUAGUUCUUGUUGGUGGUUCUUAAAGUAAAUAUACUAAUAUUUGACUAUUUUCAGCCAGAAAGAAAUUCAAAUCAAGGGAUUUCGUAAUCACUACCACAGUUGUUUACUGUAUACAGCUGCAUGAUGAAGACUUUACAACACAUUUACAGAAUAUAUCAUUUUAAAGUACUUUAAAUAUUUUUUCAAAUGAUUUGAGGUGUUUUCAUGUUGACGUAGUAAUGCACUUAUGUCAGUAUUUCCAACCGUAGCUUAGACCAUGUUUCAGUCAGCUGUGUCUGAAUUUUUUAAAGGCCACCAGGCUGUGAAACACAGUGACCAAAGGACACGUUUUAAAUAUGUGUUCUGUUAGUCAAGUGUUAUUUAUCUGUGACUGAUAGCAGAAUUCGACAUGCCAGGCUGAGACAGAAAGGCAGAAGAAAGUCCAAAAAUCCUAUGAAAUCUUUCAAACUCAGUCUCAAACAUGUAGUUUCAUCUCAGUCAUUUCCUCAAACAUUUGGGUAUUUUAGUUUGAGACGAAUGCUACACAAACAAGGCUAAAUUAGACUUUUGUGGUUUAGCUCAGUUUGGCCCAGUUUUUAUUUCACUGUUGCCCUUGUGGCGUUGCAGAAGGUUAAUGGUUCAACUGUUUACUCGCAAGAUUUUUAAGAACUGAAGAUUUCCCCCAUCUAUUCAUACUUCUGGAUAUUAGUUUCAACUUCAGAAUCAGAAUCAGCUUUAAUGUUCAGCAAGAAAUUUGUUUUUUGGCUGUUAGUGUCACCCCGGGAAUAAUAUGUAAUAUAAUAGUAAAAUAACUACUGAAACCUAGAAAAGAAUAUGUGAACACAAUAGUGCAAAAUGACAGUUACUGGUGUGAGAGUAUGGUGCAAAAAGCAGAGAAUAUUGUUUUUAGUGCAAAAUAAUAUACGUUUGUGCUCAUUGCCUUCACUUAUUGUCGACUGUUUCAACCAGUUUUUAUUGAAGCUAUAAACAACUUCAAACUGUUGUAAUCGAUUUCACCAUUUAUACAUCACUUUCCAGAAACUCUUUAAAUGAAUUUAAUGUUAAGUAACCAUUCAACCAUUUCUGUGUUUUAGUUCUUCCAUCUGUGCGUUCCUCAGCUAACACUUUGCCCAUAACUUUUAGGUAACCGUUUAUUAUUACACCAUGCUAACUAUCUCAGCUGGUUAUCCAUAACUUUUACCCAUUUCAGCCGUUCAUCCGUCACUAAUUAAUCUUUCUAACUGUGUCCAUGGCUUUUAGCUUACAUGUACUGACUGCUCGUAGAAAGCUACUUAGAGCAUUUAAAUGAUAGUUAGUGCAUUAUUUAUGGUAAACUAUCUAAAUGGGUAAACUACAGUUUCACUUUCUUGGCAAAUUUUCAUGCUGAAAACAGAAACCCUCCCUGUUCAGGUCCGCUCAUUUUAAACACAUAUCCUAAAUCUAAAUGUAAUUCAUAUUUUUCUGAUUAGUUGAACUCUCUUUUUUUACUUCUAACCCCCAAACGCACGUUCCUACCUGCGAGUAUAGGACCCUUUCCCCACAAUUUCUGCGAUAUCUUACCAUUAAUCACAUUGAGGUGGACUGUAUGCUGCUACCACUACAAUUAGCUCCAUUAUUCCAGUAAAUAUUGGAUCACCAUCUGAACUGUAUUAUGAGGUUUUAGCCCAAUGUUGCGAAUGAAUCCAGUUAAAUGAAUGUAAAAAUGACUAUUGAAUAGCCAUUGUCAAACUAUGCUUCAUGUAUGAGCCCAGAUACAAACUAAAACCUGCAGCAGUGUUUCCCUUUAAUCAGGGCACAUUUUUGGGGGAAUUCCCAGGAAAAAACAGAAUCAAGGAUUUCUGUGGUACUGAGGAAUAAAAUACCAGGCUCUGGAUACACACUCUGUACUUCAAGAGACAUUUAGUCUUUGUUUCCGUCUUUUCAUGGAGUGAGCAGUCAGUAAGGUAGAUCUAGAAUCGCUCCGACUCUGCUCUUUAGAUGAGUUCCUCUUGUCGUUUGGAACUGGAGUGAAACAUGCUCACUGGCCUGAAGGCACCAUGAAGACUGUUACACUUCUUACUGCAUUCAGCAGCACUGUUCAGAAAAGUGGCUGCAGUUGUCCUCGUGGACCCUGAAGUCCAGCCUCUGAACGUUCAACAUGCUUGGGCUGGGUUGGUUCCAGGUCCUCAAGAAAAGCUAGCAGAGAAGAAGCUGCUUUUAAUGCCAAACGUUCUCCAGCGUUCAGUAUUCCAGCUGGUUUGGGCUUCAGGGUAACAGCACAUUCCUGUUUGUAUCUGAAGGGAGUCGGGGACAUUUUUGAUACUGUUUCCACUCCUUCCUUGUCCGUGUGACUCUUUACGUCUCACCCUCCUCGUCUCCGUGAAGUGUCCAACAUGGCUGCAUAUGAUUGGUCAUCCAGCACGGACCUGCACCUGUGAUUCACGUGCCAAGAGUCUUCCCCAAUCCUGAAGUGUACUGUAGUCAUCCGGCUCUCUGAUUCACUAGUUUGAUCCCAGGAUCGGGCAGUGGCAUGGAUGUGCCUCGCUACGGCCUCCCCUCCCUCCCCUCCCUCCCCCACGGUGAUGGAGGGUGGUUGGUGGGAGGAACCGCGGCCCGUGGCAGAGCUUUUUCUUCCAAUCAGGACAAUGUGUACCAAAGCCUUGAAACAGCCCCCUCUGUGGCAUGACGACAAUGUGCAAUUUCAUACUGCAUCUUGAAGACUGACUGUUUACUAUGUGUGUAAAAUAUUUUUGAAAAUGGUGUUCUUGAAUUCUUUAACUACUGUGCAAUUUCUGUCGUUUGAGAAUCCCAUCAAAGUCUAUAUUGAUGUACAUAUGAACCAAAAGCCCAAUAUUUCUAUGAAGACAGUCCAGACAUAUAUAUAUAUAAAUAUAUAUAACUUAUUUUGAGAUCUAUUUUUAUGUUGGUUUUAGCAGCACUAGUCGGAGGUGUAUACUGUGCAGAAAUGCAGAAUGUGUGCAGACUAUGUUACACGUUGACUGUUAAGUGUUCUUUCUCAAUGUUGUGCACUGACUUCAAGAUUUCAAAUUUCUAUUUAUUUAGAGAGCCAGUGAUUGCAUUGCUGAAUAUGUAUUGGUAAGGAUGUAUCAUUUGCCUUGAAUGUAAUGUAUUAUUAAAUAAGAGGUUGUUCAUGA
Molecule: messenger RNA, 7572 nt
Organism: Acanthochromis polyacanthus (spiny chromis)
Lineage: Eukaryota; Metazoa; Chordata; Actinopteri; Pomacentridae
Gene: sgsm2
Product: small G protein signaling modulator 2
Exons: 24
Coding region: 213-3413 (1066 amino acids)
Molecular function (GO): GTPase activator activity
Source: RefSeq, a predicted model, not a curated record